UAUUUUUUAACUCUGCCAUUUUUAAUGAGAAUUUUUCUUUUGCUGUACUUCCGCUGUUCUUUUAAUUCUUGAAGAUGUUAGACCAUUUCAAGAUUGCUCUUUGAACAAAAUUUACAUAUACAAUUUUAAGAUGCUAAUAACAGAAAUCUGUAAGGGCAGUUUUGCGCGAGGCUCUUUACAAAUCCUACGUUCUCUAUUUCAUUAUCAUCGUUCCAAUCAAAGAGUACAAGAUUCUUUCGAACUUAGCUGCAAUUUCAAAGUUGCCGCCUUUGAAGUAGCGCCACUUGCUGAUUGUAGGUGGAAGCUUCUCUUCAAGGUCACCUGACCGUUCAAUCCUCAUUAUUAUCGUUUCAAAAGUACCCUUUGAAAUUCUUCUAAGCGCAUUUUGUCGGUGUCUGAAUGUUUUGAAAAAGGUCUAUAAAAGUUCAUCAGAUCAUGUCACACCUAUCUGAGUAACCGCCGCAGCCAAUAUUGCGAGAGCAAACGGCGUUAACAACGGCAACGGCACAACGACGCGCCAGCAACGGCAGAAGCAAUGGCGGCGACAGUAAUCGUGCAGUGGCGCCAUCGUAGCGCACUCUUUGAUCGUGUGCCGUGUUCUCAUUUAGCCGCCUCCCGUCCUGGCAAGAGGACCAGGCCUGACCAGACCUGACCGUCGCGAUCCAAGGCAGGUUGUGCCGUUUUGUGAGUGCGUGCCCUCAUCAAGAUGGCUUUGUCCGCUGCGGCGCAGUGAUAUUGCUCCGGACGAGAGAGAGAUCCUCAUCCAGCGAGAGUUGGAUUACUCCGGAGUGCUGAAGCGAGGUGGGAAAAAAAGCCGCCAGCACGACGACAAUCACGAUCGCGACGACGGGUAGGAAGGCGCUAGCCAACAACGUCCCAAGCGGCGCGGAGAUGUGACGCUCGUCAGCGAACCGAUGGCAGAAAUACCCGAGAUGGAAUCGCCUUCGGCCCGUCAGGACUGUCUCGUUGAGGCCCAAGAGGAUUCCACCUCAGUGGAGGCCGGGGCGGAAGGCGCACCGUCGCCAGGCGGGACGGCAUCGGCAACAAUAAUGACAACAGACAUCGUCGGCGGCGACGACGACGAUAACGCGGCGGGUCCAUCCGUCGUACCGGACUCGAGCGACGAUUUGAUGAUGGUGUGCGAGAGACUGGACGAGAGACCGGAGGACGACAGACCCGAAGCGAGACAAUCGAGUGAUAAGCCGGAGGAGAAUCAAGGGGAAGGGGAAAGGGGAGAAGAAGAAGCGAACAUGGGUCUAACGGUGGGGAAGAGAGCCAACGAAGAGGAGAAAAAUGAGAAGAACGACGAGAACGACGCGAAAUUAACGGUAGACACUCUUCAGGAGCUUGAAGAAUCGCCGAGAAUACCCGAUACUCAAGAUCACGACGUCGGAGAGCCCUCGGAGGGAUCGUGGGAGAGCGGCCUCGAGAAGCCCGCGUCGCCGGAUGUUUCCAGGAAGAGACCAGCCGCGGGCGACUUCCUGCCGAUCGGCGCGGAGAUCAAGAGGAUCGGCAUCGAGAUUCCGGAGGAGCAGGCGACCCAGCUGAGGAACGACGUCAGGAGGCUGUCGCCGGUGCUGGUGAGCCUGCGGGAGAGGACCCUGGGCGAGGUGUCCCUGACCUCGGAGUCCUCCUGUCUCUUCGGGGACGAGCUCGAAGGUAGGAUAACGCCGAGGUGCAACGACAUCGUCCCGGCGGGAUCGUUUCAGAUGACAAACGAUUCCGGAACGAUUCAGGAUUCAGUCGGUCAGAAUCGCGAUGAGCAGGACGCGGGCGAGGAGGAAGAAAAAGAAGCGAUCGAUAGGAUCGGCGCGGAUCCUUCGGAUGCCGCGGAGUGCACGAGCAGCGGCGACGUCGUGGCCGCGUUAAACUGCGCGAGCGAAAAGAUGGAUUACGACAUUGAAGGCGAAAUUACGUCGCUCGGCGUCGAUGUGGCAUCUCCGAUAUUCUCGCGAAGCGACGAGAAUUCGGACGGGACGCGUCGGGACGACGUCGGAGACGGGAACCUGGCCGUGAACAUGGCUGGAAGCGAGCCCUGCACUCCGACCAGAAAAUGCGUCGUCGAAGCGACGACGAGUCCCGCGGUGCCGUCAAGUCCCGUCUGUCGAAAUUUAAGCGUCGUACUGAACCGCAUCGAGGAGGAGGACUUGAAGAAGAAGAGCGCCCUGAUAAACACGAACGUCGACGAGAAUAUAUGGGACUACGUUGUCGGAGAGGGUUCGCCUUACACCGACGAAAGACGAGAUUUCGUCGAGGUGGCGUCGCGCGAUUCACUCGCGGAGACUUCGGAGAGCCCGGAGAGGAGUGCGAAGAAGCAACGGCAAAGCGGCUCCUCUCCGACAACCAGAUCGAAGAAGCACGAGCUGGCGGAGGGCGCGCGCAGUCCGGACAGUGGACUGAUCCUGAAGAAGUGUAAGGUGGUGCUGGAGCGAAUCGGCGAGGGGCACCCGUCGCGAUCGGAGACCGCGGAGGUUGCAGGCGAAACCAGCGUGAGGGGGACGACGCUCGAGAAGGACGACGAGUCCGCGCCCGUCGCGGUGAUCGGCAAGCUCGAGGUGGACGAGGAGGUGGUGCUGGCGAGCUCGUCGCCCGCGGCCGAGGACAGUCGCGUGUCCAACGAGCUGGACUCGUCGGAGACGAUGCCGAGCUCGCCGGAGGAGGCGCCGGAGGUGUCGGUGGACGUUGCCGAGGGCGUCGACACCGAGACGGAGACGGAGACCGGCUCGGACAGCUCGGAGGUCUCGCCCAUCACGAGCAUCCGCCACGAGUUGCGCGACGUCGACAUGGCGCCCGAUCAUCAGCUACCCUGCUCCGACGGGGUCGCCCUGUGCUGCGUGGAAGCGAUGGCGCCGAUCAUGACGAGAUUGGAGGCCGACCGGCCGGAGGCGUACACGGAGGACUCCGCCGAGAGCCUGGCCCUGGCGACCGGCGCCAGGGACGAGGUCAGAUCCGACGGGAGCGACUCCGGACUGGGGAACGAGAUCCCCGGUGAUCCAGGACCAGCGCCUGCACCGGAAAGCGAUUCGGAGACAUCUUUCCUCGACAGGCUGCCGGACGACAUCCUCUCCGACAAGGAGAAAGGUGUGAAUCAGUUGGACGGCUACGCGACGUCCUCAGGGACGCCCGGGACGCCGGGGCAGCUGCCCCUGACGAGCUUCCGAACGCUUCCGGCCAAGAGCAACCUGAAGCGCAGGCUGACCGACUGCAUGGAGGGCGACGAGUCGCGGGGCAACGUCGACGAGCCGUUGAAGAAGAAGCGCAACAUCCAGUUCGACGCGGUGACGGUCUAUUACUUCCCCAGGGCGCAGGGCUUCACCUGCGUACCUUCCCAGGGCGGCAGCACCCUGGGCAUGAGCGCGACGCACACGCACGCGGAGAGGUUCUCGUUGUCGGAGCACGCAGCCGAGCAGAGGCGGAUCCAUCGCGCGCGCCUCGCGCAGCUGCGCUCCGAGCGCAACUGCGCCAACAACUGCGUGACCGAGACGGCGUCCAGCUCGGAGGAUCCCAGCGACGACACCGACGAGGAGCCGAGCGACAACGAGGAGCUCGACAUCGACAGCUAUUACUUCCUGCAGCCGGUGCCGACGUGGCAGCGCCGAGCGCUACUUAGAGCCGCCGGUGUGCGGAGGAUAGACGCCGUCGAGAAGGACGAGUGCCGCGACAUCCGCGCCAGCAGGGAGCACUGCGGAUGUGGCUGCAAGGGAUAUUGCGAUCCCGAGAGCUGUCCUUGUAGUAGGGCCAACGUAAAGUGUCAGGUGGAUCGACCGGGUUUCCCAUGCGGCUGCACGCGGGACGGUUGCGCGAACAGCACAGGCAGGAUCGAGUUUAAUCCGGUGCGGGUGCGAACGCAUUUCAUUCACACGCUGAUGCGACUGGAGUUGGAGAAGAAGCAACGCGACGAGGACGGUGGUGGCGAUCACGAUCAGGUGAUGGACAAUCAGGGGCAUAACGGCCGGGGCGCACGUCCCCUGAGGGACAUCGGUACCCUGGGGAUGGACACCGUGGGCGGCGACGUGUGCGCGAUCCCAGGCACGGGACCCGGCGGAGGCGGAUUCACAACUUUACACUACGAGACAGGUCACGAGAGUGUCGGCGUGGCCAGCUGCCAGCCGGAGGUGCCCGGCACGCGGGAGGACAGCCUGGACUUGUACGCCAUCAGGGACGACUGUUACGCGAGCGAGGACGCGGUGGACAGUAGCCAGUCGGUCGUUGUGCAGCGGAAGCUGCACCCGGAAUUCGGCCAGGCCUUCCAGAGCUUCUCGCCUGGCGUGCCGAGCGGCGGCGCCGCCGGCGGCGGCGGUGGCGGCGGUGGUGGCGGCGGCGGCGGUAUGAGCUUCCAGCAGUCCUCGUACCAGGACUACGGGUCACCGUACGCGACUCUGCCGUCCACGUCGCGGUUCCAGCCGCCACCGCCGCAGUUCCAAUCGCCGCCCAAUCCGGUCGCUUUCGCGCACUACGGGCCCUACGGCGGGCCGCAGGACACCGCGGGCGCCGCUCUGCAGGGUGGCUGCGCCGGCCAGGUGCAUCAGAUGCCGCAGCCGCCGCCCCCGCAGAGCCAGCAGCAGCAGCAACAGCAACAGCAGCAGCAGCACUCGUCCUACGACGCGACGGUGUUCGCGCAGGACGACGCCGCGAGUACCGCGCAGUACACGAACCUCACCAACUCGGUGCAGCCGAUGAACGCGACGGUGGUGCAGCAGAUGCAGGGCAAGCUCGAGCCCUUCUCGGAGCUGCUCAGCGGCAGGUACUCGUAUUACGGUGAGAUGCACGAGCCGCAGCAGCAUCACAGUACUUACGGUGCGCACGGCACGGCCGGCAAAGUCGUGGAGAUGAUCGAGCCGGGUCAGAUCACCGGCGAGCAGCAGCCCGACGGCGCGUCCGAGGACUGCGACGAGAACUUCGGCGAGAUCAUCAAGAAGUCCAUGGUGGAGACCGUGUCUGCCUAGGAUGAAGGGAGCCUACCUCGCGUCGGAAAUGUCUAGGACGAAUUACCGGAGACGCUCGGUGCGUGUCGAAAAAUCGCCGCCGGUCUCUUCAAAAUCGGAUGGGGUGAAGCCCCUUUCCUGUCCGCGCGACGAACUCGAGAACGAGGAACUCGAUCCUUAACGCUCGACAGUCGUUCUUUUCGUCUAGGUUCAAACGACGUUCGAACAACGGACUCUGCCGAAUACAAGGACAUUCGACACACACACACACAAACACACUCCGUGAACGACGUUAAUAAUUCGGUUCCUUCAAAGCCUGGAAGAUCGAGUCCGUCGGAUCUCUUCCAAUUUUGCGAUAAUCUCGAAAGCGAGGACUUCGAAGAACAAGCUAGAUGAAAGAGGGGACUCCGCGGGGUUGUUGACAGUUCAUCCUUGCGAUAUUUGAAUAAAGGGAGGGGGUGAAUAUGGUGCCCUCCGAGGGAGAUGAACCGUCUCCUGGGGCCUCGGGUUUUUUGAGAGAUCUCGCCCAGAGAUCGUUAGAGAAUUUUACGGCUACGACGUGUGCGUCCGCCCGGGAUGGAGAGACUCGCAAUGUCAUCGUCGGCGGUGUCCUUAAUCCUCAAGAACCGCGCUGACUAAGUCACUUCGCGAUAUGAAGAUCUUGUUUUUACAACGAGAAUAGAAUUUCUCGUUUGAAUUUUUCCGCAGUAAAAGUGCGGAAGAAUGGUAGCAAAUCGUGGGGUCCAGUAAACAUCAACUAACGGUAACAUUACAUCAAUAUUACAAUUACCUCAAAAAUACAAAUUGUUGUACAACACAUGUUUAUUACAUUUAUAUUGUUGAGCGAAAAAUUAUAAAUUGCUGUAACUAUAAUUGUCACUGUUAACUGAUGUUUACCGAGGAGUGACUCGUCCGAUGCGGGACGGCGACGAUGUAACGUUCGAGCGAGACGACGACGGGGAUCUGGGGCCUGGGGAGGUGGAAAUCCCCAAAGCUCUCGGAUUCUCGUCGCGGAAUCUUCAAGAGCGAUCCGUGAGCCAUGGUGGGAAAAGAUUUCAACGAGGUUGUGACCAAGAAAAAAAAAAUAACACAUGGGAUCAGCUUAUAGAUUGCAGUUUAUAAUACCUAACUUUUAAGCAUUAAAGGACGACUGCGACCCGGAAAGCGGAGUUGCGAGUCCUUUUUAGGCGAGCCUCGAGUCCGAGGAGGCUGCGUAUAAUGUAUCGAUCUAGAGCGAAUCUGCGCUCGCUCUAAUUCGAGAGAAUCGUUCUGGGAUGCAUGUACACAAACAAAAAAAAACACACACACACACACGUGCAUACACACACGUACAUACGUACAUACAGUUGAAUUUUGAAA
Messenger RNA from Wasmannia auropunctata (little fire ant), 6284 nucleotides. RefSeq lists its product as uncharacterized. The record is from RefSeq and is a predicted model, not a curated record. NCBI's taxonomy places the organism in Eukaryota, Metazoa, Arthropoda, Insecta, Hymenoptera, Formicidae. Gene Ontology annotation, molecular function: DNA-binding transcription factor activity, RNA polymerase II-specific; sequence-specific DNA binding. Gene Ontology annotation, cellular component: nucleus. The coding region runs from base 915 to 4946 and encodes 1343 amino acids. The transcript is spliced from 5 exons. Gene Ontology annotation, biological process: regulation of transcription by RNA polymerase II.